Eufriesea mexicana is the source of this 1152-nucleotide messenger RNA. RefSeq names its product cyclin-dependent kinase 2. The record is from RefSeq and is a predicted model, not a curated record. Gene Ontology annotation, molecular function: ATP binding; cyclin binding; cyclin-dependent protein serine/threonine kinase activity. Gene Ontology annotation, biological process: protein phosphorylation; regulation of G2/M transition of mitotic cell cycle; G1/S transition of mitotic cell cycle. NCBI's taxonomy places the organism in Eukaryota, Metazoa, Arthropoda, Insecta, Hymenoptera, Apidae. The coding region runs from base 198 to 1097 and encodes 299 amino acids. Gene Ontology annotation, cellular component: nucleus; cytoplasm; cyclin-dependent protein kinase holoenzyme complex. The transcript has 5 exons.
CAAGUGGGUUAUUGGUGUUGAUAAACAAAGAAUUUUAAUAAAACGGUUGCUAAAAAGUUAUUUAUUAAUCGUCGGCAUUAUCUGUCGACGUCUUAUCAAUAUAAAAUUUCAAAAUAUUUCGGAACGGUGAUAAAAAAUUGGCAAUUACGGCGGAGUGUCAAAACAAGAGUGACAACGUCGAACGUGACGUUGAGGUUAUGGACAACUUUGUCAAGAUUGAAAAAAUAGGGGAAGGGACUUAUGGGGUGGUUUAUAAAGCCAAAGAUAAGUUAACUGGAAAGCUGGUGGCGCUUAAAAAGAUUCGUCUUGAGACGGAAAGUGAGGGUGUUCCAUCCACUGCUAUUCGGGAAAUAUCAUUAUUAAAAGAACUUACACAUCCAAAUAUUGUUCAGUUAUUUGAUGUGGUAGAUGGUGACAACCAUCUUUAUCUUGUUUUUGAAUUCUUACAACAAGAUUUAAAAAAAUUAUUAGAUUCUGUUAAAGGAGGAUUAGAUCAAGCUCUUGUUAAGAGCUAUUUGUAUCAAUUAUUGAAAGCAAUUUCCUUCUGCCAUCUUCAUUGCAUUUUACACAGAGAUCUAAAACCACAGAAUCUGUUAAUAGAUCGGGAAGGCCACAUAAAAUUAGCAGAUUUUGGAUUAGCCAGAACAUUUGGUGUUCCUGUCCGAACAUAUACUCAUGAAAUAGUAACCCUUUGGUACCGAGCACCAGAAAUACUUUUAGGAACUAAAUUGUAUUCCAAUGCUGUAGAUGUUUGGAGUCUAGGUUGUAUAUUUGCAGAGAUGGCAACUAGGAGAGCUUUGUUCCCAGGUGAUUCGGAAAUAGAUCAGCUCUUCAGGAUAUUCCGCACAUUAGGUACACCUGAUGAGACUAUUUGGCCAGGAGUGUCACAGCUACGUGAUUAUACAUCAAUGUUUCCAAGGUGGGAACCUCGAUCUUUAGAUGAAGUUGUACCUUCCUUUGAUUCUGAUGCCAAAGAUUUGCUUUUGAAACUCUUGACUUAUGAUCCUAACCAGAGGAUAACAGCAAAGAAAGGUUUAAGCCAUCCUUAUUUUACUGGAGUUACUUUAGUUCCACCACCACUGCCAAAGAAAACUUGAUUUAGAUAUAUUAUUUUUUAAUGUACUGUGUAUUUUGUAAUUCUUCAUUACAAUA